AUGUCUCGGUGGUCAUGGUCAGCGACACUAUUGGCCAUUUCGACGACGUUGCUAUUCUCCGAGUACAGUAGCGCGCUCUCCUACAAUCCCAUCGCCGUCCCUAUUGCAGUGAAAACGCCCUAUUUAAACACAUGGUUUACUGGAGGACGCGGCUCAGCCGGUCAAAUGGGUCGUAACUGGGAGGUUUCAGGCGGAAAUGGCGGAAUAACCGCUUGGCAAGGCUUUGCUAGAGUGGAUAAUACGACUUAUAGUUUCAUGGGUGGCGCUUCUGCUGCAGGCGCCUGGAUUGGUAAUGCUGCUACGCCGCGUAGUCUCGAGGUGACUGCUUCACAAACAGUAUACACCUUCAGCUGCGGAGGGAUUGACAUCGAAGCAAGAUUCCUCAAUCCCAUCGAACCGCAAGACCUGACGAGAACAUCGCUUCCAUUCAGCUACCUUGCUGUCACAGCGACACCCAACGAUGGGAGAACGCACAACGUGCAAAUUUAUGCGGACGUUUCUGGCGAGUGGUUGAGCGAUAGCACUACGGACAAUAUGACUUGGUCAACGCAAACAACAGAGAAGAUAGUGUACCACCGCGCACAGCUUACUACCAGGGUACCUUAUGGCGUAUCAGAUAACCGAAUACGCGAUGGUCAGCUAUUCUAUGGCAUGCUUCUCGACACUGGUGUGACCUACCAAACUGCCUCGGAUACUGUCCUCCGACUUGGGUUCCAAAGUGGCGGCCGGCUAAACGGCACUGCAGACACCAAUCCGCGAGCCAUUGGUGACAACUGGCCAUGUCUAGCUCUCUCAAGAGAUUUUGGGGAUAUUUCAUCGACUGCCGGACCCGUCGUAUUCGGCAUUGGGUUAACAAGAGACCAAGCUGUCUCCUACACAACACGUAGUGGACAAAAGCAGGACCGCUCGCUAUACUAUCGCUCAGUGUUUACUUCUGACGCCGAUGCACUCUCGUUCUUCUUGACCGAUUUUACCAAUUCCCUCGCCUCUGCGAACGGCUUUGAUAACAAACUCAGUGCUGCUGCAUCGCAAAUUUCCGGCACCUAUUCAGAUCUGGCCAUCAUGGCAGCGCGUCAAACAUUUGCAAACAUGGAGCUCACCGUCUCCACCGGUUCAGACGGCAAGCUCAAUACCACAGACACCCUGGCGUUUUUAGGUUUAAAAGGUGUCAAUAACAUGGAAGAAAUCUAUGCAUCUGCGCCAUUCUGGAUCUACGCAAACCCUGCCUUACUUCGAGCGAUGCUCCUACCCAUCAUAGACUAUCACCGCCGUUCGUCGGAUAAGCCCUAUGUCACAGACGACAUAGGAGAUGUGUAUCCGGUUGCGACUGGACCAAGUUCUUCUGCCUUGCGACCCAAAGCGCUCGAGUCGACUGGGAAUAUGCUCAUUGUAACUGCAGCAUUGAUACGUGUCACUGGGGACAUGUCUCUUUUCUCAGAUAAUGCGGAUCUGUAUAAGACAUGGGCAGAUUAUUUAAAAGACAACGCACUAUAUCCAGGACAACAGCAAACGACUGAUGGCGAGACUAUUGGAUUUCCCACAAAUGACACCAAUCUAGCGCUCAAAGCCAUUAUUGCUCUGAAAGCAUACGCGGAUAUACUGACGUCGAUGGGCGAGGACGCAAAGCCUACGAGAAUGCCGCUCGCGACUACGCGGCGAAAUGGCAAGAAUUGGCCAAGGCAUCGAAUGCGUUUGGCAGAAAAAUAUGGAAUGCCGCUGAGUAGCGAAACCACGACGACGUCUCCUCAUUGGAUGGUCUGGGCUGCAGCUCUCGUUCCAGAUGUUCAGACCCGCGAUGCGAUUCUGAGCAAGGUUCAAUAUUACCUGCAGAAUGGAGCGGACUCCCUUCCUUGGCCUAGCACAUACAGCAGCACCAUGGGGAACCGAACCUCCACGGGUGGUUCCAAUCGACCAGAUAUCGGCGGUGUGUAUGCAUUGCUGGUCAAAGACCUUGCGUCCGUCCAGUCGGGUGGCUCGCCUCAUGCAUCCUCUGCAUUCAGGAUGUUUAUUCCAUCAUCGCUGGUCUUCUCUUUGUUUGCUCUUGUUGUCCUGGCAUUACGCGGCGUAUAA
Messenger RNA from Serendipita indica DSM 11827, 2070 nucleotides. Lineage: Eukaryota; Fungi; Basidiomycota; Agaricomycetes; Sebacinales; Serendipitaceae. The record is from the annotation of a GenBank genome assembly.